Monoraphidium neglectum is the source of this 747-nucleotide messenger RNA. RefSeq lists its product as hypothetical. The coding region runs from base 1 to 747 and encodes 248 amino acids. The record is from RefSeq and is a predicted model, not a curated record. Lineage: Eukaryota; Viridiplantae; Chlorophyta; Chlorophyceae; Sphaeropleales; Selenastraceae. The transcript is spliced from 4 exons.
AUGGGCUCAGACCUGUCGUCCCUGCUGGAGGCGAAAAUGGAUGACGUCGUGGCCAAGCAGCGCGCCGCCGCACAGGACGCUAAGGCAGCCGCGGCAGCAGCAGCCGGCAGCAGCGGCGGCGGCGGCGGCGGCGGCGGCGGUGCGUUUGUGUGGGAUCUACCGGUGGUGGAGGGGUACCGGCUGGACGCGGUCAAGCGCGACUUCCACCUGCUGUACCACUACGAGCUGAGCAACACGGCCCUCGGGGUGCCCGCCUUUAGGCACCUCAUAGAGGGAUACGGCGACACGCUGUUUGCCAAGGCGUUCAACCUCCACAGCCUCUACCUGCACCCCAGCCCGAUCUACCACCUGCGCCUGCUGCUGCGGGACCUCCUGCGAGACGUGCCGCCCGCGUUCGGCCCCGACGGCGUGCGUCUGGAGUCUGUGGCUGCAUCGUCCGGCCUGCCGCUGCCCGCCGUCGCCGCCGCGUUCCGCGCGCGGUACGGGUACGAGCUGCCGCUCGCCACCUACGGCCAGCCGUCGCUGGCGCACCUGCUCGGGAAGCUGCAGGGCGACUGCCGCCUCGUCCCCGCGGGCGCGGGUGGCGGGGAGCUGUUUGCGUUCCCUCCCGUCGCUGGCGCCAGGAGCACAUUUAAUAGGGUGCGGGGCCAUGGGUCUGCGGCGGGCCGGGCCGCGCCCGCUCAUCUGUGCACCGCUGUUUCUCGACGCCUGUCCGGCAGCCGGCCCCGCCGCGGGGGCGCCUCUUGA